Acaromyces ingoldii is the source of this 577-nucleotide messenger RNA. RefSeq lists its product as hypothetical. The record is from RefSeq and is a predicted model, not a curated record. The transcript has a single exon. Bases 131 to 421 code for a protein of 96 amino acids. Lineage: Eukaryota; Fungi; Basidiomycota; Exobasidiomycetes; Exobasidiales; Cryptobasidiaceae.
CAUGAACCACCUAUCUAGCAGAGUUGCAACGACAGCCUGCGAGUGCGCUCGUUAAGCGCUCCUUUUCGUUGCUGGUGGUUGCUGGUUGCCAAAUGGCGAACAGCCUGUCUCCGAUACGAAAGGAAACGGGAUGAGGGGGCGCAAGGGGGAGGAGGCUGUGUGGGUCCGUGCACCAAUAAUUUGGCGACCUAUCCUGCCCUCGGCCGCCGCUCAGCUCAAGGACCCCCUCACCCGACUACCUCUCCAGACAGCCCAGACACCAGCGCGCGAGGUAAAGCUCACAGUCUUGCAAGGACGACGACGUCUUUCGGAGGGGAGGAGGCAACAAGCUUCUGGCGAGGUGGCUGCCCUCUCUCUCUCUCUUUCUUUCGUCGCUCAAGACCCUUUCGCAACGGACCGCUCACUACCUCGCCCGCUUUGACUCACUCGCUUCACCUACCUUGAACGCACGCAUCCACAAUCAUCGCCCCAUUCUCCUUUCAUCAGUACGGCCACAAGGCACGUACGCAAAGAGGCAUACACAUAAACCAACAUAACCACACACGCAAUCAAGAUGGGCAUGGUUCAUCGCGAGUAC